Panonychus citri (citrus red mite) is the source of this 7222-nucleotide messenger RNA. RefSeq names its product protein virilizer homolog (gene vir). Gene Ontology annotation, molecular function: RNA binding. The record is from RefSeq and is a predicted model, not a curated record. NCBI's taxonomy places the organism in Eukaryota, Metazoa, Arthropoda, Arachnida, Trombidiformes, Tetranychidae. Bases 127 to 6906 code for a protein of 2259 amino acids. The transcript is spliced from 5 exons. Gene Ontology annotation, cellular component: RNA N6-methyladenosine methyltransferase complex.
GAAGAAAAAAUUUGGGUGCAACCAAAGGAUAGAGAGAGAAAAGAAAGUGAACUCCAGUUGGAAAUGUUGAUUAUGAGAAUUGUUUAAUUAUCUUUAUUUGGUUUAAUUCUAAUUGAAACAAUUAACAUGGAUCAAGAUGGAAAAUGUGAAUUAACAAGUGAAUUACUGUUCUUUGAUACCUUUACCCAUGAAAACAUUCAGGAAUCUAAUUUGGAUUUAGUUCAGUUUGCAAGCCCAAUAAUUAUCGAUGAAAUCCGAAUCAUACCCCUUGGAGCUCGAGUAGUAGCUGAUUUUACCGGCGGAGACAGACUUGGAGCAACAAAUCCCUCAUCAUUUGAUGUUACUUUCUACAUAAAUGAUUUCACAAAACCCACUGUUUGCACUUUCUCAGACUUUGGACGAUUUGAAUAUAAGCAAAAUAUCAACAUUCAAUUUAUUCCAGAAGAGCGUAAGCCAACCGAUGGUCUACUCAUUAAAGGUUCAUAUCAAGUCAUAACUCUUGCCAUUUAUGGGGCUCAAACCAAUAUCAAAGAUUUAAUUAUCAAAGAGGAAAAUCUUGAGGCUACACCAGUUUCGGAUAAUUGCUCUACAUCCCAAGUACCAGUUACUAUUGAUGAUGAUCACCAUGACCAUCCUUUAGAAAGUGAAUUUGCAUUUGCUGAGAAAAAUUAUUCUCAUAGAGAUUCACCUCACCCAGAGAAAGAGUUUAAUCCAGUUUUAGAAAGAUUAAAUCAAACUGCCAAUCUAAAUCAACAUGAGAAAAUAAUUAAAACAGCAAGUGGCUCGAAAACAGUUGUAAUCAACAAUAAUGAUGACGAAGAUAAUGAUUCAUAUUAUAGUGAAAGAACUAAAGAAUCUGGUGUGAGAGAACCUGAAAUAGGUUCUACCAGUGUAAACAAUAGAGAUGAAAAUGUUGAUCCAAGGAAACGUCCAUGUUCAAGACAUUUUACCGUUAAUUCACCACAUUCUCUAUCACCAGUUCGUAGUCCACAAAGUCUCAAAAGUCCGAUGAGCCCACAAAGUGAUUCAAGUAUGAAAUUUGAUAGUAACAUAUCACAUGCUCGUUCACCCCUAAUGGAUCAUCAUCACCACCAUCAUCAUAAAAAGUCAUCAAAUACAUCUUCAAGGAGUCCUUACUCUCGUCAUCUACCACCACCUCCUUUACCGCCAUCAACAGCAACAACAACAACAACAUCAACAUCAACAUCAGCAACUCAUUCUAAUCACUCUCCUCGAUCUCCUCGUUACAUUCAAUCAAGAUCAACUUCGCCUUGGUACAAAAAUCAACAUAAUCCUUCCCAUCCGUCUUCACCAUCAUCUCCUCUUUCACCCUAUCAUUAUCGUAAAAAUCAUUCUCCCAGGAAAAUUGCAUCUCCAGCGAAAACUCCCCCGGAAGAAUCUUCCUCAUCAUCUUCUUCAUUUAACAAGAAACGUCUUAGACGUGCCCGAACUCCUCCAACUCGCUCACCAUCUCCCUCAGCAAAUAAAAGAAUAGAAAUAGAAAACAAUUCUAGUAAUCAUUCUAUUCCUAUUCUACCAGUUAAUACUGAUCUUUUAGAAGAAAUUUCUCCUGAACAUUCACUUUCAGAUUGGGCUGAAAGUAUUUCUGAAGACGAAAAUUUGGAUGAUAUUGAAUCAGGUGACGGUGAACCAGAAGAUAAUCUUCCAUCAAGUAAUAUCAACAAUCUACCAGAAAACAUUGUUACUGAUCCAACAUCAAACACAACGACAACAACAACCACAAUUGUCAACAAUUCUUGUAAUAUCAACUAUUAUAUUCAUUCACCUGCAAAUCAUCAGCAACCCAGUGAAAGCCAGGAACCCGAGCCUUUUGAAUCAAUUUCAUCGGAAGAGGAAUAUUUUGAAGAAGGAGGAAACAUGGCCGAAAGUGACCGUUUAUCUCACUAUUCUGAUUAUGACAUUUGUGAUGAAACCUUCAAUCCAACCUUUGACCCCUACAAUUGUGAAUUCACCUCUCUUCAAGCUCUUCGUGACCCAUCACAAACCAAUUAUCAACAUCUCAGAAAUUCCCAAGUGAAUCUUAAUGAAGAAAAUAAAACUAAAAGGACGUUACUUUUAUCACAAUUAUCUGAGAUGAAGACAACAAGAACCUCCAUUUGGGUUGAAUCAAUGGAAACCAUUGCCAAAGAUAUCGAACUUGUUCCCUUGGAAAAAUCUGAUAUUCUUACCAUCAUUUUAAAUUGGUUAAAAGAUGGACUUGAUUAUGAUCUUGCAAUUAAGCAAACAACAAUUCCGUUUAAAGUGAGACAUUUAAAAGCAGGAAUUAAACUCUCCAUUGCCUUGAUCAAUACAGAUGAAUCAAUAGUCAAAAAGUUAAUCGAGCUCAAGAUUCCUUUGUCAUUGUUCAACCUCUACUAUAAACCUCAUAUGUCUCUUCCCUUAAAGUUAUUGAUACUUCGGGCAUUUGACGCUUUCUGUGACUCUGUGAUUGGAAUUGAACAUAUUCUCGUUGAUGGAUACAUUUUCACUGACACCAUCACCACCAGCGACACCUCAGAUGAUAAUCAAUUGAAAGAAAAUCCAUCAACGGUUUAUCAACAUUUACUCCUUCUCUUGACCAGUAAACCACCAUCUCGAGUUGCAAUAGCUUUAGAAGCUUUAUUAAGUAAAAUUCAUUUCUACCAUUUACUGCAAUCUUUUCAAACGAUUGUGUCGAAACCUUGUCAUGACGUACUCGCCAUAUUGACACACAUUCGUAAAAUUGGUUCCAUUUUUGCCUCAGCGCGUAAAUUGUUGACACAGAAAGUACGCUGUUUACCUGUGACUUGUUUCUUUGAGAUCAAAGAGUCUAAAUGUGAUUGUUACCCAUCCAUUUAUAACUGGUUUAAACUUUAUCACUUUAUUGACAAUUUGGUGGAUCUAUUGAAAAAUUCCCACUCUGAUCUGAUAACCUCUGAGAUCCAUCAGCUGAUUGAUAUACUAAUGACGGAGGAAAGUUUCCCGCGUUUCCUUUUAUCAUCACCAUGUUAUUUAAAGACCAAUGAAUUAAUUUCACUGCUAACAAACCAUGCAAACCAUGACAUGUUCAACAAUCAGAAUAAUUGUAUUGGAGAAAGACUUGCCUAUUUACUACAGUCUUAUUCCCUAAUUGAUUUACUGAUUGCCCGUGUUCAAAGUGGCUCAUUUAACCUUGUCAAAUGUGACGAAGAUAUUGAACUAUGUUCAAUAUUUCGUAGUUUCCAUAGUCUACUUUUCUCACCGAUUGGCCGAGAGUGUGUUGUCCAAACUCUUUCUUCAUCUAAUAAUUUCCAAUCAGCUUUACUUCCCUUCCUGAUACCAAUUAUUGGUGAUAAUAAAUUGUACAAAUCAAUUUGGUCCGAAUAUGCAGUUAAAUUAUGUAUUUCAAUGGUGCAAUUUGGCGAAGACAAUAUUUUCCAUGUCAUUAGAAACUAUGGGAAUAGUUUACUUGCCAUUUCUAAAAACAAUCAAUUACCUAAACUUUCAUCUUUAUCCGAUUGGCUUAAACCAAUUAACUGUAUCCAAAAUUUAAGCUACUCCGAGUCAACCUUUAAAGAGCUGAUGACGCAAGUUAAAAAUUACGCCGAUGGUGCAGUUAAAUUAAAAGAGAGCGAAAUUUUCAAACUUCAACCACAACUAAUAACCAUCAUCCGAAUCUUAUAUAAACUUUGCCUACCACCACAAAAAUAUUAUCAUCAAAAUGUUCAAGAAUUAGAAAACAAACCAGUCAAUGAGUUAAAAUACUAUUACGCUACAAUACAAGUUUACAGUUACGAUGGACUUUCAUCUUUAUUAACAUUACUACAGAAAUUAGCUCAAACUUAUCUACGUCCAUCUCACCAAAGUUUUGCCCUUGUCGGUGAUCAGGGUUCCCUUGUAAUGGCAUUUGUCAAACUUGCCGUUAAACUGGUCAAGGAAAUACUUAGAGUACUAAUCCAUGCCCGUGGUAAAGAUUUUAGAGACACCUCACCGAUACCCGUUAUGUUGAAAGUAUACUCACUGAUGUACCUAUUUCCCCGAUGUUCAUUUGCCUACUCAACCUCUAGAGAAACAAUAAGAGAUAUUGUUGACAUUCUCAUGUUUUACACCCAAUUAUCUUUAACACUCUCUGAAUCUGAUCCUGAAACAAUGGCUAAAGGUAUUUGGACCAAGAUGAUUAGCGAAGUAUUAAAAUAUACCUUCUCCCUGCCGAUGACCUUUGUCCAUGGAUUAAGUCUUCUCUCUGAAUUACUACCUCUUCCAUUGCCUUUUCAAACAUUAUCUCCUUUGACCGAGGAAGAAGUUAACAAAAUGAUUAACAUACGUAAACUUUGGUCAGCACAUUUACUUGGACUUUCCGCUGAUUUGGAAAAACUUAUCUCUACCUUUGUCAUCUCAUCAUCACCAACCAUUCAACAACUUCUUCGACGUGUUUGCAUUCAAAUAUCUGAUCUCUCUUCACCGGCUUCCACCAUGAUGGUUCGCUCAGUUUUGGAAGUUGUUCUUGACUCUCUUCCCAAUGAAAAGAAUCCUAAACUGUCCACUCCCUUACUUUAUGUUCUCAAUUUACUUUCUUACCUUUCCACUCAUCCACCAUUUAAAAUGGCUUUUAUCCAUACAAUGCACAUUGGUGGUAAAUUAGAUGAAAAAUAUUUCACUUUUGUCAACAAAUUGUUACGUUUACUUAGAGAAGAGGGAACAUCAAAACCCAUUGAGGUUCAAAUUAACCAUCUAAUAUUUACCUUCCUUCAAUCCCUCUGUGACUCAGAUAUUUAUCUCAAUUCAAGGAUAUCAUCUACACCGAGCCCUCAAAUUCUUUCAAACUCGUUGCCUCCAAAAGAAUCAUUGAAAUUAAUCAUCUCAAUGUUACUUAAAUUCCUCAAGAAUUCAAUUAAGACAUUCACAAAAUCUUCAACAAUCAUAACAUCAACAUUAACUAAUGGACCACCUUCACCUAAUUUCAACUCAAUCUUACCGGUACUCAAGAUAUUAUCGUUACUAUGUUGCCAUGAUUUUGGCUUCAUCCCGAUUAAACAAGGCAUCUUUGAGGAAGCUCCGUUAAUCAUAAGUUUAAUUAUUUUGCAAAUUAGUAACUCAAUCAGAUCUGAAACCAGCAAAGAUCAUCAUGAGGAUAACAAUGAACUUGUCUUACUAAUUUGUGGAUUUGUUGAUUUCCUAAAAGCUUUUAUGUUACCAAAUGAAUAUCGUUCUGCCAAAUUGAGUUACAAAGAAAUAGUUACAUUACUUUCAUGGGAAUCUAGAAUGAAUGAACCUCCAAUUGACUGUAAGAAAUCAUUACAACAACCAUCAACAUCAUCAUCAUCAUCUUUAUUAUCCUCUUCAAUUAUGGUUAAAGAUGAAGAUGAUCAAAAAUAUCCAGAGAAACGGUUAAAAAUUGAGACAGAUGAAACAAUGGAAACAAAUGUUGAGGAUAAUAAUAAUAAUAAUAAUAAAGAAGCAGGAGAUGUAGAAAAUGUUGAUAUUACCAUGGCUCAAAUAAGUGAAAAAUUAUGUGAAAAGGAGACAAUUAAUGAGACAACAAUUAAUGAAUCAACAAAUGGAGCAACAAGAGUUGAAACAAAUAACAAUCUACAUCCUUUACUCAUUCUAAAUGAGUAUCUUGAAAAUUUGGAUACAGUUAAUGAAAACGAGAUUUGUGGUAUGCGUAAAAUUGUCAAAAGCCUGUUAAAUGUUUUGUCUUCAUUUAAAGAUGAGUCGGCUGGAGAUGUCACAGUGAACAUUGAAUUACCAGUUAUCGAACCAUUGCCAUUACAAUUUUCGAAGCGAGAAGUUUUCAUUGUAACAUCUAACAUAGACCAAGAAAAGUUAAACAUUAACUUUUGGCUUUCAGUGCCAACUUUUGAUGAUGAUCAACAUCUUAAUAACCACCGUCAUCAUAAUCAUAAUCAUCACUAUUCUCAGAUUGGUAAUCAUGGUCAAACUGUUAACUUGGAAACUCAUUCAACAACAACACAUCGUCCAUGUGAUACUCAACUUGGUGGCAGGGAGAUGAACACUCUUGAUAAUGAUAAACGAAUCAGUUUUAUUGAAUUGUGUCAAAAAUAUUUACCCAGUGACUUUAAUUUUAAGAAAACACUGGAAAACUUGUGUCAAACACAAGAGGAGACUGUUGAUGUUGCCAAAUCAACAAAUAAACCAUUAAUUUCACUUAACUCACCUCAUCAUCACCACCAUCAUCAUCAUCAUUCAAUUAGGAGGAUGGGAUCAAUGUUACCAAAUCGUGAAUCAAAAUCAUUUACAAAUGUUAAAAAAUCUUUUGUCGCUCCAAUGAGAAAUCGAGGAUUUGGUCGUCCAGGAUCAAUGAUGCAUUCGUCUCGAGCAAAUGACCCUUUCAGAUCACGUCCACCCAAUACAAGUCGUCCACCCUCAAUGCAUGUUGAUGAUUUUGUUGCUCUUGAACAAUCAGGAACCAAUUGUAACUCGUAUGAAGUACCAAGUAAACGAAUGAAACUUGAUUAUACUUUGAAAAUUCGUAACAAUUCAUCAAGUACCACUGGUGGAAAUGGCUCUGGGGGUAAUAAUAAUAUGAUUUCCAAUUCUGGGAAUAGUAACUUGUUACAUAGUUCAUCUUCUCGAUCUUUUGGUGGAUCAGCGACAGUUGGUUCAAGAUCUUCACCUUCAUAUCAUACUAUUGAUUCUUACUCAAGUCGACGAACACUUAAUUCAAGCUCUCAUUCUCAUUCACAUUCACAUUCUCACUCCCAUCAGUCACCUAUUCGUAACAAUCUACCCUCAACUUCAUCUCGUAAUUCAUUGACACGCUACUCAAGGGACAGUUAUUCACCACCAGCGCCCAGGUCAACACGCUCAGACUCAAUAGGACCAUCGUCAUCUUCACUACAUUGGACCAAAAGCAGUUUAACCAAUCGUCGUGAUUCAAGAGACUCUAGAGAUUCAAGAUCUGUCCGUUCAUCUAAUAAUCGUUAAAAAAACAAAAAAAAAACAAACUAAUUAACCUUAGAUAAUGUAAAUUGUAUGAUAAGAAUGCAAAUGUCCAACAGAAUCAAAUUGUUCCUUAUCAUUUUGAAUAUUUGAAAUGUAGACACAUCACAUUAUUGUUGUGUAAAAGCUCAUCCAAUUUAAUGACUUAAUUUGUAACAAUCAUAAUCAUUGACAAUUAACUCUCAUUUUCUUUCUGAACAGAGACAGACAAAAUCAACACGCACUCAUAGCCACAUAUAAAUACAUAAAUCGUGAUGAAUAUACAUAAAUAUAUACAAAUAUAUACAAAUAUUUAUAAAUA